AUGGAAUCAUCACCUGAGAUAAUCCCCAAAAGCGGGGAAUGGCCCGUUGACCCCCAAGACGAUAUCUCAAUAUCGGAGAGGCGUGUUUGGGUGGACGGGUGCUUUGACUUUAGCCAUCAUGGACACGCAGGAGCUAUGCUUCAGGCGCGUAGAUUAGGAGACGAACUCCUAGUUGGCGUACAUUCUGACGAGGCAAUCCUGGAGAACAAAGGGCCCACAGUCAUGACCUUGGAAGAGCGAAUUGCUGCGGUAGAAGCCUGUCGCUGGGCAACGAAAUGUGUUCCUCAUGCUCCUUAUGUAACGACUCUGCCCUGGGUCUCACAUUAUGGCUGCAAAUACGUUGUUCAUGGUGAUGAUAUUACCUCGGAUAGUAAUGGGGACGACUGCUAUCGGUUUGUCAAGGCUGCUGGUCGCUUCAAAGUGGUCAAGAGAACCCCCGGUAUUUCCACUACGGACCUCGUUGGCCGUAUGCUUCUUUGUACGAAGGGCCACUUUAUCAAGAGUGUUAGAGGUACGCUUUCUGGGACGGAAGGCCCAGGGAACGACGAAGAGCGCCUGAAAUAUGCUUCGUACCUUCAAGACAGACUCAAGGAUUACGCCACUGAUCAGACGGGUCUGCAACCCGGCCCUCAAGUUUGGGUUUGGGAAGGCUCUAAUACAGCAAAGCUCGAGGGUAUGAUUGACGAGUCCGGGAAUUUUGAUAACCUUGUCAGUGGAAAAUUGCCGAGACAAGGCCAGCGAAUUAUCUAUGUCGACGGAGGGUUUGAUCUUUUCUCCUCCGGUCAUAUUGAAUUCCUCCGCCAAGUUUUGGCGAUCGAGGAAUCUGAAGGCCGAAAACGUGGCUGGUACGGCCACGAACAAAAACAGCAAAGGCUAAAAGACCAUGGGGAAGACUAUGGACCGACUUAUGUUGUAGCUGGCGUCCAUGAUGAUGAUGUGAUAAACCACUGGAAAGGGUUGAAUUAUCCCAUCAUGAACAUCUUUGAAAGGGGUCUUUGUGUCCUUCAAUGCCGCUAUAUCCAUGCUGUCGUAUUCUCGGCCCCAUUUUCGCCAAGUCGGCGAUACUUGGAGGCAAUGCCGUUAGGCGUGCCGGACGUCGUUUACCACGGCCCUACCACAUUCAUCCCACUCACAUAUGAUCCCUACGCCGCCCCGAAGCGCAUGGGUAUAUUCCGUGAGACAACCGAACACGCGUUUCAACAUGUUAAUGCGGGCGAGAUUGUCGAACGGAUUCUCAAGAGCAGGGAGGCUUAUGAAGCAAGACAACGUGCUAAGUUACAAAAGGGUGUUGUUGAGGACCAAGUUAAGUCGAUGGAAGGUUAA
Messenger RNA from Aspergillus puulaauensis, 1323 nucleotides. RefSeq names its product ethanolamine-phosphate cytidylyltransferase. Gene Ontology annotation, biological process: phosphatidylethanolamine biosynthetic process. NCBI's taxonomy places the organism in Eukaryota, Fungi, Ascomycota, Eurotiomycetes, Eurotiales, Aspergillaceae. The coding region runs from base 1 to 1323 and encodes 440 amino acids. The record is from RefSeq and is a predicted model, not a curated record. Gene Ontology annotation, cellular component: cytoplasm. The transcript is spliced from 4 exons. Gene Ontology annotation, molecular function: ethanolamine-phosphate cytidylyltransferase activity.